Eimeria mitis is the source of this 423-nucleotide messenger RNA. RefSeq lists its product as uncharacterized. The transcript is spliced from 3 exons. NCBI's taxonomy places the organism in Eukaryota, Apicomplexa, Conoidasida, Eucoccidiorida, Eimeriidae. Bases 1 to 423 code for a protein of 140 amino acids. Gene Ontology annotation, biological process: post-Golgi vesicle-mediated transport. Gene Ontology annotation, cellular component: Golgi apparatus. The record is from RefSeq and is a predicted model, not a curated record.
AUGCAAGACUACGAAUGCGAGUACGGCUUCGAGAGGGCCGUUGGCUCUGUUCACUGUCUGCCGACGGACGUCGCCGCUGCUGCUGCUUCGACUGCAGCAGGGCUUAACCAGCUAGCUGAUGCUGAAGAUGCAGCUGCAGCCGCUGCAUGCACCUCCUCAGCAUUCUUCUACACCGCAGCAUACAGAAAAGUUCCUGGUGACGUCUGUGAGGGCGGGUGGGUGCCAGAGAAGGUGGCGGUGCCCUGCCCCGCUCAUUCUCCGGCUUCGAGACAUUUGCAAACGUUUCAUAUGCAAUUGUUGGGAAUGCCCCUGCGGCCGCUUGGAGCGAUGAAGGCGGCGGCGGGAAUCCAAGAAAGGGCGGGCACGGCGGAGAAGAAAUGGAGGGGAGGGUACGCGGAACAGCGAAGUAUGAACCGGAGUUGA